This is a messenger RNA of Halichondria panicea, 1527 nucleotides long. RefSeq lists its product as uncharacterized. Bases 22 to 1527 code for a protein of 501 amino acids. Lineage: Eukaryota; Metazoa; Porifera; Demospongiae; Suberitida; Halichondriidae. Gene Ontology annotation, molecular function: DNA-binding transcription factor activity, RNA polymerase II-specific; transcription cis-regulatory region binding. Gene Ontology annotation, biological process: regulation of transcription by RNA polymerase II. The transcript has 4 exons. The record is from RefSeq and is a predicted model, not a curated record.
UCGUUUGUUCAAUUCUCCAUUAUGGCGUCGAAUUUCCCUGUGACAAGGAGCCCAAAGCCAAGUUGCUCUUAUCAUUGCAUGAUUGGAAUGGCUCUGUUAGCAAGUCCAAGCGGAAAGUUACCAGUAAACGAAAUCUACAAGUACAUCCUAAGCAGAUUUCCUUACUUCAAAACUGCAGCCGAUAACUGGAAAAAUUCUGUGCGUCACUGUCUCUCCCUGGGGCAAUGUUUCCACAAAGUGACACAUCCAGGAACGUUUCACUUCAAAAAGGGUUUCCAUUGGCAGGUGGUUCCUCACAAACAUAGCGUUGUGUAUCAAGAGAUUUUCAAAUACUUAGCAACAACUGGACAAAAAGCAGAAAACUAUGGUAUAUCUACCUCUACCCUCGGAGCAGGAUUACAAGUUCAACCAAUGCCACCUCCAUGUUCAAGUAGUGGACUUUCACCUGGUCCUCUAUUAUCCCCUUUACAAAUGAAGCCCAACAUUCCCGAUAUGUCCAAUGCUGUGGAAAUCCAACUAAACCAAUCGGAUUUGGAAUCUCUACAUAUGCUCGGACAAACAACCAAUUUAAGCCUCUCUCCCUUCGACUACAACCUGCUCAUGAAUCCUAAUAUGCAACAAGAGCUUCAGAAGCUUGUCACGAUAUUAGGAUUCUCAAAUGUGCCACCCCAGCAGAAUCCAAGACAACCAAAAAUUUCUAGCAACAUCGUUGAUUCAUUCACAACACCUCCAAGGCAAAUUAUUUCGACUGCCAGAACGCCAGUUACUUCUUUGUGCUCUGCUGUAAAUGACUGUUUAAAAAUUACGUCAUCAACACCGCCAAGCUAUAUUUCUACAGCUAGCAGUCGCACAACUCCAAGUACAUCUGUCCCCCCUGUAGUUCCAUCUACUCCAGGUAUCAGUACGAAUUUUAAUACUAAAGGGGUUGUGAUUAGACCUAUUUCAAGAGACGAAUUGAAUACAGGCAUUGAGUAUUGCUUGAACAGCCCCCCUGCAUUUAUUACGCGUUAUCCCAGUACUAUUGAAUUAGUACAGAGUGAUGUUGUGACAGAGGAGGAUGAAGAACAAAUCUACCCUUUUAUAAAUGAGAGUUGUGGAGAAGAUGGAGACAUUUCUCUGAGUCAGCUCAAUGGCAUCGAUCAUGAAGACUCAGAAGAACCACUGAUGUUCUUAAACAAGAGCAGGUCUGGAAGCCAUCACUCUUUUUCCAUUGACCCAGUCAAUGGUGAUUGGAAUUGUUGGGGAGAGCCUGAUUACAUUGAUCGUAUAAAUACACUUGUAAACUCUACAUUUACAAAAGAUGAGGCAGCAGUACUGAGCAAACCACUUGACAACAUCUAUAAGAACAGCCGUAAGUCUGGCGAGCGAGCUGUUCAAAAAAGGAAGGCUGAAAAUUGUGGUAAACAGACAAAAAGAAAUACUGUUGGAUCAAAGGUGAAGAAGCAGCUAUCCAAACCCUUGAUCGUCUCAAUUCCAUUUUUGAAGCUACUAACAAGCAGACAAGCAAAGAAGUAUUGUCAAAGCUAA